AUGGAAAAAUAUUCAAACAGUUCUGAUCCAAGAACAGCGAUUUUAUCAGAACAAAAUAUUAACACCACAGUAAGAAUGAAAGAAAACGUAAAUAAUCAAGGAGAUAAUAAAAACAUCCAUGAACAAAAUAAAUAUGUGGAUUAUAAUAUGUAUGAACAACCAGAGAAUAUGAAUUUAAUAGACCCAAAUAACUACGGGGCCAAUUUAAAUAAUUUUAGAAAUGGAGAAAUAAAUACACCUUCCAUUAACUUAUAUAAUGGAGAAGGCUAUAUGAAUGCUAAUAAUGAUUUAAUGAGUAAACCACAUGGUUCCCUUAAUCUUGCAUCUAUACCAACAAGUGAUUUUGAAUAUUAUGAAUAUGUAAAUGGACCAAUAAAUCCCAAUGAAGAAGGGUAUUAUUAUAAUAAAUUUCCAAUGAAUAAUAAUUUAUCUAUUCCUAAGAAUGAUAAUGUAAUAAAUGGUAUGAAUGAUAAUAUGUAUAAUAUGAUGUACAAUAUGGAUGAUAAUUUAAAUAAACCAUAUCUACAUGUAAAUGAUGAAUAUAUUAAAAAGGAAAUGAACAAUUAUAAAGAAAUAAAUAAUUUACAUAAUAUGUAUGAAUAUAUAAAUAAUAAUAAUAAUAAUAUUAAUUUAAUAAACCCACAAUAUAUGAUGGAAAAUUAUCAUUCUGAUUUAUAUAACAAUUUACAUAAUGUUCCAUUCAAUCCACAAAUGUAUAUGAAUAAUUUUCAUAAUAAUGAAAAUAAUAAUAAUAAUAAUGUACCAUUAGAUAUAUACCCUAAUGAAUCAUUUGAUAAAAAUUCACAUGAAUUAGAUAAUAGAGAAAAAAAAUUUUCUAAACUGAAACAAAUAAAUAUGAACAAAAAUAAUUUACCUAAUAUAGAUCAACUUCAAGCUAUUGUAUGUUUACAAAAACUUGAAGAAAUUCCAAGUCCUUUUUUAAAUAUUAGUGAAAUAAAAUAUUCGGUCAGUGCUUAUUUUAACUCUUAUGAUGAUAUAAUAGAAAAAUAUCAAUCCAAAUUUUAUAAUUGUAAAUUAAAUCAAUCAAUAUCAUCUUAUGCUGAUUGUGAUUUACAAAAUGAAAUCAUUAGUUUACCAUUCAAUAAUGAAGAAUUUAUUUAUUUAAAAGUUAUCGAAUCAUCUAUAUAUAAAACGGAAGUAAUAGGAAGAUUACAAUUAAAAGUUAAAUCCUUAUCUCAGGAAUAUCCUUUACGCAUUCCAAUUAUUGGAGAUGAUGGAAAUUCCAAAGGAUUUCUUAUAAUGAACUUUUUUAUAACUUCAUCUUAUUAUAAUCUAAAAAAUGAUAUAUUAACAGAUAACCCAACAUUACAAAAUAAAACUAAAUCAGCAAGACUAAGAAGAAGAAAUCAAGGAUUUCAUUUUUUUGAAAAUUUUACCAAAUGGUGUUGUGAAAUAUCGGAUCAUAAUUUAAAUUAA
Molecule: messenger RNA, 1437 nt
Organism: Plasmodium adleri (nom. inval.)
Lineage: Eukaryota; Apicomplexa; Aconoidasida; Haemosporida; Plasmodiidae
Product: conserved Plasmodium protein, unknown function
Exons: 2
Coding region: 1-1437 (478 amino acids)
Source: RefSeq, a predicted model, not a curated record